Vanessa atalanta (red admiral) is the source of this 821-nucleotide messenger RNA. Its product is annotated as protein lethal(2)essential for life-like. Gene Ontology annotation, biological process: response to heat; protein refolding. The record is from RefSeq and is a predicted model, not a curated record. Gene Ontology annotation, molecular function: protein folding chaperone. Bases 124 to 537 code for a protein of 137 amino acids. Lineage: Eukaryota; Metazoa; Arthropoda; Insecta; Lepidoptera; Nymphalidae. The transcript has a single exon.
AAAACUCAUUCAUUCGUUCGUUCCGGUAUCAGCUGAGCCGAGUACUGACGUCUGACUGAGUAAAACAGUUUGUUUAUUUACUAAGCUCGCAGUUUGAACAUUCUAGAAUAAUAAAAGUUAAAUAUGUCUUUUUGGCCUACUACGAAACCUUUAUUUGGGGACGAAAUGGUUUUGCGUUCUAUCGAUUGGCUGGAAAACUUUCCAUGGAGAAAUGAAACAACAAUAAAAAAAGAUAAAGAUAAGUACCGUAUUUGUUUACAUGCUAAGGAUUUUUCUCCAGAUGAUAUUACUGUCAAAACAGCGGAUGGAUUUAUUGUUGUGGAAGGCAAGCAUGAAGAGAAAAAGGAUGAAGAUGGUUACAUUUCGAGACAUUUUGUAAGAAGGUACGCAUUACCGGAGGGUUGUCGACCAGAGUCCGUGGAAUCCAGAUUGUCUUCGGAUGGAAUUCUUACGAUCACUGCGCCUAGGAAACCGGUCGUUCGUCGCGACACAAUCAUACCAGUUUCACACGAAGGCAGUGUUAAAUCCAAAUUGUAAAAUCCAGUGAACAUAAUUAUUUUUAGAAACUUUGUGGUUAUGUGAUGUUAGUGUAUGAAAUCAAUUCAUUAAUAUUAUAAUGUAACAGUGUAAUUUGGUGCAUUCAAUUAAUGUAUAGUUUAUAUCAUUAUGUAUAUCGAAUAAGCCUGAACUUAAAGUCUGAGUUCAUUCCUAAGUUUAAUUUUGUGUAAAUACUAAAUAACUAUAUCCGGUUUAAUUGGUUUUACUUCUAAGUCUUAUUGGUAAUAAAUGUAUAUUGUGGCAAUAAACUUGUCUAUAAAAUC